Molecule: messenger RNA, 2881 nt
Organism: Gavia stellata (red-throated loon)
Lineage: Eukaryota; Metazoa; Chordata; Aves; Gaviiformes; Gaviidae
Gene: EPN2
Product: epsin 2
Exons: 9
Coding region: 242-2020 (592 amino acids)
Biological process (GO): endocytosis
Cellular component (GO): clathrin vesicle coat; endosome; plasma membrane
Molecular function (GO): phospholipid binding; clathrin binding
Source: RefSeq, a predicted model, not a curated record
CCCCUCCGCGCCUCCCGCGGCCCCUUCCCCGCUCCUCCCGCACCCUCCGCACGCAGCGCCAGGUCAUGAUUUUCAUUUUCUCGUGUCAGUCUCUUGAAGAGAGGAAAUGAUUGUAGUGGAACGUGUUACAAAUAAGCCACUGAGACGGAGCCUUCGCAGUUCAGAAACGUUCAUAGAAGAGCAAAUAUAGCCCUUUUUUGUUUGUGUGCUGGAAUCUGUCUUGUUAAAAAGGGAAAUAAAAAUGACGACUUCGUCUAUUAGACGGCAGAUGAAGAACAUUGUGAACAAUUAUUCAGAGGCUGAAAUAAAAGUUCGGGAAGCGACCUCUAAUGACCCCUGGGGUCCCUCCAGUUCAUUGAUGACUGAAAUAGCAGAUCUGACUUACAAUGUUGUGGCCUUUUCUGAAAUUAUGAGCAUGAUCUGGAAACGACUGAAUGACCAUGGCAAGAACUGGCGACACGUAUACAAGGCCCUUACUCUGUUAGAUUACCUGAUUAAAACUGGUUCUGAGAGAGUGGCGCAACAAUGUAAAGAGAAUAUUUUUGCUAUCCAGACGUUGAAAGAUUUUCAGUAUAUUGAUCGAGAUGGUAAAGACCAGGGCAUCAAUGUGAGGGAGAAAUCCAAGCAGCUAGUGUCUCUUCUGAAGGAUGAUGAGCGACUCAAGACGGAGAGGGCCCAAGCCCUGAAGACCAAAGAACGCAUGGCUCAGGUGGCCACUGGAGUGGGUAGCAAUCAGAUCACCUUCGGCCGAGGCUCCAGUCAGCCAAACCUAUCCACCAGCUACUCGGAGCAAGAAUAUGGAAAGUCUGGAGGAUCCCCAGCAUCAUACCAUGGCUCUACAUCCCCUCGAGUUUCCUCGGAGCUCGAGCAGGCCCGGCCUCAGACAAGUGGAGAAGAGGAGCUCCAACUGCAGCUCGCACUGGCGAUGAGCCGGGAAGUGGCGGAGCAGGAGGAGCGCCUCAGACGCGGAGAUGAUCUGAGAUUACAGAUGGCUCUGGAGGAGAGUCGCAGAGACACAAUUAAAAUUCCCAAAAAGAAGGAGCAUACCACAUUGUUGGACCUAAUGGAUGCCCUGCCCUCGUCGGCACCAGCCCCACAGAAAACAGAGCCUUGGGGACCUCCUGCUGUUGCAAACCAAACUGAUCCCUGGGGAGGAUCCACAGUUGCAGCUACUGCCUCUGACCCAUGGCAAUCAUUUGGUGCCAAACCAGCUGCUUCCGUUGACCCUUGGGCAGCACCAGCAGGAUCCGCAGCUCAGUCUGUGUCCAAAAAUGUGGACCCUUGGGCUCCUGCUCAGCCAUCUUCUACUGCAGCAAAGUCUUCUGUGGAUCCUUGGGGACCAGCACCUGCAAACAAACCUCUCUCUACUUCUGGAAGUACAUCUUUUGACCUCUUCAGUAAUUUGAAUGGUACAGUUAAAGAUGAUUUUUCUGAAUUUGACACACUUCGAACUUCCAAAAAGCCAGCUGAAUCAGGUUCCACUUUGCCAUCUCAGCAUAGCGGUACCACAAGUCCUGAUCUCUUUGAUUCCCAGCACUCAAGCAUGGCAUCAGGCAAACAAAGUGCAGCUCGGAAAACCCCUGAGUCUUUUUUGGGCCCCAAUGCUGCUUUGGUGAACCUGGAUUCACUGGUGUCUAAGCCGCCGCAACCUGUUACUUCACUAAAUCCAUUCUUGGCACCAGGCGCUGCUGCAGCACCAACUCCAAUCAACCCCUUCCAAGUGAAUCAGCCUCAGCCGCUCACUCUAAAUCAGAUGCGAGCGAGUCCUGUGAUGGGAACCAGCCCUUCUUUCAGUGCUGUGCCACCGAUAAGCAUGGAGCCAAUACCUCUGUCUUCCAUGGCCCCAGUGCCUGUGGGAAUGGCACCGAUACCAGCGAUGGGCACUGUGGCGUCUAUAACGAGGAUGGGCCAGGGGCUGAACGUGAGCAUUGCAGGAUCAAUGGCCCAACCUCUUCACAGUACAGGAAUCCCACCGUCAGCAUCCCAGUCUACAAAUACAACUAACCCUUUUCUCCUAUAAAGACCCAAUUAAAGGAACUUUCUUUUCAUAGUGUUUCCAGGCUGAAGUCUUUACAGCGAAAUGAACGUGGCCUGUGUGGACUGAACGGUGUGUAAGAGACUUGGAAGUAGAUUUGCAGUUUACAGUUAUGAUCUUUGAAGAGUUGUCUCUACUUACCAGUUAAUCUAAAUCUAGUCUUUGCUACAGAUGGUACCUUACUUUGGCUUGUUGAGCAUUAUGUGAAAUGUUCAGACUUUUCACCAAAGUUAGAUUCUGCCCAUUUUGUUACUUUGUUAAUCAUUUCAAUACACUUUCUAGGGAGAACCUGCCAUUUUAAACUCCGUUGGCUAUUUUGUAGAUGUCAGAUGAUGUGCUGGAUCCUGAAAUUACUAUUUACCUGCAUCUGUCACUUCCUAUGCCCAUAUGAUAGACCUGAGAUUCAGAGUGCUAGUGAAUGUUUUGCACAUAACUAUACACAGUUCUAGACUGUUGGUUCACCCAUAGUCCUUACUCUUAGAAGAGAACGAUUCGGAGGGCCCAGGUGGCUGGUUUUUAUGCAUUAAACAUUGCAACGCAAAAUCGCACUGCUUUCGUGUCAGAGGUUUGACCGAGAAAGCAAGCUUGUCUCAAAAGGAGAAAAAAAACAAACCACAGACAAAACACCCAAGAACAUUCUCAAGUUGUCGAGUAUAACGUGUGCUGUUGUAUGCAGUGUUGAAUUUGUACACUACUCUCUAAGGACUCCUGAGGAACUCUCUGUGAGUGGCAUGCUGCACUCGUGCUGAGUGAGUGUCCUGCUCUGUGCUUGUCCAGUACCAGCUUCGUUUGGAAGUUAUCGUGUAUUUUGUUUUUAUUUGACUUACAAUGUGAGUUGAAAGAAAA